AUGGGAUGGUCAUUAAAGAGCAAGAUCGGCUUCUUCCCAUAGCUAACGUGGGCCGGAUAAUGAAGCAGAUCCUGCCUGCAAACGCCAAAAUCUCCAAAGAAGCUAAAGAAACCAUGCAAGAAUGUGCUUCUGAGUUCAUUAGUUUUGUUACUGGAGAAGCUUCUGACAAGUGUCACAAAGAGAAGAGAAAAACUGUGAACGGGGAUGACAUAUGUUGGGCCUUGGGAAGCCUUGGUUUCGAUGAGUAUGCGGAGCCCCUAAAAAGGUACUUGAACAGGUUUAGAGAGUUAGAAGGGGAGAGAGCUAAUCAGAACAAGUCUGGCAAUAGUGAAGAAAAGGUGAUGAAUCAAAAUUUAGCAGAACCAAGGAAAAUUACCACUCACGUCUCCCCAACGUCAAUUAAUUUCAACUUCAUGGAUGAGAGUAGCAACUCUCUCUCGAGGAGCUGUUUUUAGGGGC
Messenger RNA from Coffea arabica (coffee), 459 nucleotides. The record is from RefSeq and is a predicted model, not a curated record. NCBI's taxonomy places the organism in Eukaryota, Viridiplantae, Streptophyta, Magnoliopsida, Gentianales, Rubiaceae.